This is a messenger RNA of Spea bombifrons (plains spadefoot toad), 1199 nucleotides long. RefSeq names its product 5-hydroxytryptamine receptor 3A-like. NCBI's taxonomy places the organism in Eukaryota, Metazoa, Chordata, Amphibia, Anura, Pelobatidae. The transcript is spliced from 6 exons. Gene Ontology annotation, molecular function: transmembrane signaling receptor activity; neurotransmitter receptor activity; extracellular ligand-gated monoatomic ion channel activity. Gene Ontology annotation, biological process: chemical synaptic transmission; monoatomic ion transmembrane transport; regulation of membrane potential. Gene Ontology annotation, cellular component: membrane; synapse; neuron projection. The record is from RefSeq and is a predicted model, not a curated record. Bases 146 to 961 code for a protein of 271 amino acids.
AUAGAGCUGGAUCGAUGGGCACACAAUGUGCAAAGGAAAAGUCCGUUGAGGGAGGAAAGUGCUGGGUUCCCCUGGAGGCUGUCUACUUCUUAAUAUAAAUUCUGCCAGCACUCCCUCUGUGUGAAAGAAGUCCAGUCCAGGAAAUAUGAUGUUGCUGAUCCUAUUCUAUAUAUCAGUGUGCUUUUCAGGAGCAGUACUGGAACAGACCUGUAAAUACCAUGAUUUGGUUGAAAAUCUCAAUCUAACAAAACAACAUGAUCUGCUGUCUCAAACAAUCCCAAGAAAAGACUGGAAGAAGCCACUAACCAUUAUUGUGGAUGCAAAGGUCAUUUCUAUGUCUGUGGUUGCAAGGAAAAAAUCUAUGACAAAUUACAUUUGGUUUUCAGCGAUGUGGAAAAAUGAAUUUGUGACAUGGAACCCAGGAGAUUUCUGUAACAUCAGCUCCAUCACUUUACCUCUGUCUCACUUCUGGGUGCCAGAUCUCUACAUUUAUGAACAGAUUUUGGAAGACACAGCCUCAUGGAUGCCUUAUGCUAAUAUAACAUCUGAUGGAAUGAUCACAGCAACCAAACCAGCUCAAUUUACAGUCACAUGCGCAUUGGACAUGUAUUAUUUCCCUUUUGAUGUGCAGAUGUGUAAAAUGACCAUAAUAAGCUUCAUUCACCUAGCUAACGACAUUAUUCUGAAGCCAAGCAAAAAUUCAUCUGAGAUGCUGAUAGACAGCAAGCACUUCCUCUUGGAUUUUGGAGAUUGGGAAUUCUGCAACAUCUUAGUGGAACAGAAUAUUACAGACAGACGCUCACAAAUCAUAUAUAGUGUACUGUCAGCCAAAAUUGUGCAUGCAGCCUUGAAUGGUCACAAUGGUCACUCUCCUUUUGCCCCUACCCUAGAAUUUCUGUACUGUUUACAUGCCCCUCCUCUUUUAAAUACAUUAAAAUAUGUGAUUUUUAAAUAUUUUUAGGUUAAAUAUAAAUAUCUGGUGCAGGUAUGAAAAUCAGUGGCAGGAAGAUUUCCACACCAGAGAAAUCAGAAGAAAAUCAUUUUUCAAACCCUAGUGCCAGUUUCCCAUCCCUCAAGCCAUGUCAGGUAGCAUAAGAAGUAGAAGGUGGAAGCUUAUAGUGGCAUGAAAAGUGAAAGCAGGCUCCCGGGAAUGUUCCUUGGGUUCAUAUGCAUUCCAAUAAAUUACAAAGUUCAGUUUU